This is a messenger RNA of Exaiptasia diaphana, 2374 nucleotides long. RefSeq names its product proto-oncogene tyrosine-protein kinase receptor Ret. Bases 39 to 1568 code for a protein of 509 amino acids. Gene Ontology annotation, biological process: multicellular organism development; cell surface receptor protein tyrosine kinase signaling pathway; protein phosphorylation. Gene Ontology annotation, cellular component: signaling receptor complex. The transcript is spliced from 11 exons. Lineage: Eukaryota; Metazoa; Cnidaria; Anthozoa; Actiniaria; Aiptasiidae. Gene Ontology annotation, molecular function: protein binding; transmembrane receptor protein tyrosine kinase activity; ATP binding. The record is from RefSeq and is a predicted model, not a curated record.
AAUUUGUUUACAGUUGUUUUAUCACUAAAGGAAURCCAAUGCCUCCAACUGACUUCUACUACASAAUASCAUCCAAUACAGAAGUGCACCUUUCCUGGAGACCAGGUAGAAGUGARAGCCAACAGGUAAACUUCAUUAUUGAAUAUAAGCGGAGUGGRGAGUCUUCCUGGACAGCAAUAGAAGCUGGUACAAAUACCAGUAAAGUUCUGAGUAAUGGUGAUGGCUGGAACAGMGUUUCUGUUAGAGUAAAGGCAAGAAAUGCACAUGGCACCAGUAAACCUUCAAAAGAACUUUACAUAGCUUAUGAAGAAAUUGUUAACAAAAAAAGAAAACCAACGGCUCAGAAAUCCACUGGCAGUGGGACYGUUAUUGGCGGAGCUGUAGGAGGGAUACUGCUUGUUGCUGUAUUAGUACUGGUGAUCCUUGUAUUGUGGAAAAAACGAAAAAGAAAGUUACAAAGAUAUAGAGAACCAACAAGAAACCAAGCUUCUGUGAGAUACACUCCAAGCUCUCAACCACAUGAGCUGCCACUAUUAGAAGAUAUCUACGAUGUUCCUGGAACGAACAUAGAUAGUUCUGGACAAGCCAGGCAACAGAUUGCUGAAGGAAACGAUUAUGAGAUUAUUGGCAAGCCAGCAUCUUGGGAAGUUCCUAAAAGGAAUUUGACAAUCAGUAAAGACCUUGGUUCAGGUCAUUUUGGCAAAGUUGUCAAGGCAUCAAUGAAGACAAGUACUGGGCCAAGGGAUGUGGCUGUCAAAAUGCUGAAAGAAAAUGCUGGUGAACAUCACAAGAAAGAAUUUCUGGCAGAGUUAGAGUUAAUGAAAUCCCUUGGAACACAUCCAAACAUUGUUGGUUUGGUGGGCUGUUGUACCAAAGGAGAUAACCCAUACAUCAUCGUUGAAUACUGUUCACAAGGAAAUCUGCGAAACUUCCUUCGGAAAAGCCAAGGAAAUCGAGAAUAUUCUAACCUUGCUAGUGGUAGUAUCAGUCUGACUUCAAGAGAUUUAUUAUCUUUCAUGUGGCAGGUCGCACGUGGAAUGAGUUUCUUGGCCAGUAAAAAACUGGUACACCGUGAUCUAGCAGCACGUAACGUCCUUGUUCAUGAAGGCAAUGUCUGUAAGAUAGCUGAUUUUGGUCUGGCAAGGGAUAUCUACAACGAAAAUCAAUACCUGAAGACAACAGAGGGUGAACUACCACUUCGUUGGAUGGCAUUAGAAUCAAUCUUUCACGGAAUUACUACCACUGAAAGUGACGUGUGGUCGUUUGGAGUCCUCAUCUGGGAGAUCAUAACCCUUGGCGCCAAUCCAUACCCAGGGUUUACCAGAGAACAGUUGAUUAGCAACCUUCACGUUGGCUACAGAAUGCCUCGCCCACCGUACUGCAACGAAGUGCUAUAUGGAGUAAUCUUGCAAUGUUGGCAUCAAGAACCAUCUGAACGACCAACCUUCACAAUGCUUUGUAGAACACUUCAUCGCAUGAUGGCUGCAGAAAAGGUUCUGAUAGAUCUCUCUAACUUUGACGCGGAGUACAUCAACGCCAAGAAAGAUGGUGAGCCUGUUUCGCCGUGAAUUAUAGUUCAAGUUAAUUCGAACGGAUGUCCAUAUCUUGUGACAGACAGACAUAUUGAUAGAGAUUGAAAGAUUCGUAUUCUUCAGACCAUAUGGGAUUAUGGGAAGACGAAGACUUUAGUACAGAGACUCGCCAUUCUUCCUUCAUUCACAGGAAAUCAGCGUAAUCUUCUUCUGUCGUUCGUUUCUCACUUCCAGAAAUAAUAAAAUACUGUAAAUAUUAUUUCUAGGAGAAAGGAACGAUAGAGAUUACAUCAGGAUUCCCGAAGAUGACCUUCCUUUUGGUCUUAGAUUCUUAUUGAGUCCAACUUCUUUUUUUCGAUUAAAACUUUGAAUACGACAGGCAGAGAAGCACAUUCAGAAUUUUAAGUGACUCGCAUUCACAAUCCAGUAACGCUUUUGACUAGCAGAAACUAAUGAUAAUAGAUUUGUAAUUUCAAAAAAUCGCUGCCGAUAGUAUGCGUGCACUSUGAUCGUCUGUUUCUAGUUUUGCAAAGACGUGACYGGGMUGGGAGGGUUAGUGAGGACAGACCUACUUUUUUCAGAUUUUUAUAUCAUGAAUGASUGUUSYUUUCAGACCACAUGAACAACUGUCGUGUGAUCUAAAAUUGAAAAGAUUUCAUCCAUGAAAAAUAGUUAUUUCUUAGAGACAAAUCUAUUUUAGUAAUCAAUUUUUGAAACAAAUGUAAAUAUAGUACAGAUAUCUAAUUAUUGUUUUAUAGUACAAGAAAAUGUGAUAAGUAUUUUAUUGGCGUACAUCAGAGACAUUUUAUAAUAUUUCAUAAUAAAUACCUUUUUUAUAGUAA